GUUUUACCAAAUACCAAACUCAACUUUCUACAAUCUCAAAGGCCUAAGCUUUCUUUUCUUUUCAUUUCUUUUUCAAUCUCUCUCCACGCAUUUUAGGCAGGAGGAAGAAGGGUCGCUCUCUCUUUUAUCUUUCUCAACAGUGAUUGCUCUUUCUCCACCAUUGCUAAUCGUUAAAGUAAAGGGCAAGAAAAACCCUAAAGUUGGGAUCUUUGUGACUUCAGCUGUUGAUGGAGAGUGAGAUGAUAAGCUUUGAUUUUGAUAACAGAGGGGGUCAUGUGCUGAACCUGGGGGCCAAGUGAUGGGUCUGUUUAGUUCGAUCAAUUUAAGAAGUCUGUACUCCUUUCAAUGGCCUCGAGAUCUGGUACUAAGGGUUCCUUGGAUAAGCAGAACAAAGCAUUUGGAAUUGAAACAUUAGAAGGAAUUUCCCGAAAGCCUUCACCUUUGCUAGCCUCAAAGACAAGCAAAUCAGGUACUGCUUCAGUUGCUCAAGAAGUUCCACCCAAGCAGCUUAAUAUAGAAACAACAGCGAACAAGAAGUUGCAUAAUGCUGGCCAGAAUGGGUUACUAGAUAGUUUAGCUGGUAAACUAGAUACGAGCUUGCGUUUGGGAAACACUAAGCAAACACAAGCAAGCUUGAGUCCUCCAGCUACUGAAACAAAGGGCUCGGUUGAGAACAUAGCUGAUCAGGAAAAGAAAACAUCUGAACGUGGAACAGUCAAGGAUGGAGUGAGUUCUGCUAAAGUGAGUGAUGGAGCCAGUAGUCUUGCAAAAACAAGUGGAAGUGCCAAAAUUAGUGAUCGAGCUGAUUUUGUUGAGAGUGGCAAGAGCAGCAUUUGUAGGGGUAGCACUAGUAGUAAUGUAAGUGAUGAAAGUACUUGUAGCAGCUUGAGCAGUAGCAUUAAUAAGCCUCAUAAAGCAAAUGACUCGAGAUGGGAAGCCAUCCAAGCUGUCCGAUCAAAGGAAGGGGUCUUAGAUUUGAGGCAUUUCAGAUUGCUAAAGAAGUUGGGUUGUGGUGAUAUUGGAAGUGUUUAUCUCUCGGAGUUGUGCGGUACAAAGUGUUAUUUUGCCAUGAAGGUUAUGGAUAAAGCAUCACUAGCCAGCCGUAAGAAAUUGCUUCGCGCUCAGACAGAAAGAGAAAUAUUGCAGUGUUUGGACCAUCCUUUCCUUCCGACGUUGUAUACCCAUUUUGAGACUGAAAAGUUUUCAUGUUUGGUGAUGGAGUUCUGUCCAGGUGGUGACUUGCACACACUUCGGCAGAGGCAACCAGGAAAGCAUUUCUCAGAACAAGCUGUGAAGUUUUACGUUGCAGAAGUGCUCCUUGCUUUGGAGUAUCUUCAUAUGCUUGGCAUUGUUUACCGUGAUCUCAAGCCAGAAAAUGUUCUUGUAAGGGAAGAUGGACACAUAAUGCUAUCCGACUUUGACCUCUCGCUUCGCUGUACCGUCAGCCCGACACUUGUCAAAUCAUCAUCCCUCGAAACUGAGCCUCUCCGGAAGAAUCCUGUUUAUUGUGUCCAACCUGCAUGCAUUGAGCCAUCUUGUAUCCAACCAUCAUGCGUGGUUCCCACAACAUGUUUUACUCCUAGAAUCUUUUCAAGUAAAUCGAAGAAAGAAAGGAAACCGAAAAACGAAAUUGGUAACCAAGUCAGCCCACUGCCAGAGCUCAUUGCAGAGCCAACUGGAGCACGAUCAAUGUCAUUUGUUGGAACCCACGAGUAUCUAGCACCUGAAAUCAUCAAAGGAGAAGGGCACGGCAGUGCUGUGGACUGGUGGACCUUUGGAAUUUUCCUUUACGAGUUAUUGUUUGGUAAGACUCCCUUCAAGGGAUCCGGGAAUCGAGCGACCUUAUUCAAUGUUGUCGGGCAGCCCCUUCGAUUUCCAGAGUCUCCUGUCGUCAGUUUUUCGGCUAGAGAUCUUAUAAGAGGGUUGCUAGUAAAAGAGCCACAACAUAGGUUGGCAUACAAACGUGGGGCAACUGAAAUUAAGCAACAUCCCUUCUUUGAAGGUGUAAAUUGGGCUCUGAUUCGCUGUGCAAGCCCUCCAGAGAUCCCAAGGCCAUUCGAGAUUGAGAAGAUUCCCGUCCCAACAGCAUCAACCGGUGAAAAGCCUGCUCCUGGAGCUAUGCCCUUUCAGCAAAAUUCUGAUAAUUACCUCGAAUUUGAUUUCUUUUAAUGGCUUUCAAAGCUGGUUGGCUAUUUGUUUCCGCCAAGGGAAAUACGUAGCACCUACCUGGACAUAGCAAAGCUGUUGGAAGUCAGGGUUCUCUUAUGUUGGAGAAGUUGUUGAUCAUAUUAUUGCUUGAUGUUGUUAAAGAACAGUUCCAUUUGUUGUAUUGCAAAUACUGAAAAGUGUUUUAACGCUUAUCAGUCCAUAAUGUGAAUUUUGACACUUAAAAAUCUCUUUUUAAUGA
Coffea eugenioides is the source of this 2407-nucleotide messenger RNA. RefSeq names its product serine/threonine-protein kinase D6PK-like. The record is from RefSeq and is a predicted model, not a curated record. NCBI's taxonomy places the organism in Eukaryota, Viridiplantae, Streptophyta, Magnoliopsida, Gentianales, Rubiaceae. Gene Ontology annotation, molecular function: ATP binding; protein serine/threonine kinase activity. Gene Ontology annotation, cellular component: cytoplasm; nucleus; plasma membrane. The transcript has 3 exons. Gene Ontology annotation, biological process: protein phosphorylation. The coding region runs from base 346 to 2169 and encodes 607 amino acids.